This is a messenger RNA of Clupea harengus (Atlantic herring), 4611 nucleotides long. It is a transcript of the gene hap1, whose product is annotated as huntingtin associated protein 1. Lineage: Eukaryota; Metazoa; Chordata; Actinopteri; Clupeiformes; Clupeidae. Gene Ontology annotation, biological process: neurogenesis; protein targeting; vesicle transport along microtubule. Gene Ontology annotation, cellular component: cytoplasmic vesicle; dendrite; mitochondrion. The record is from RefSeq and is a predicted model, not a curated record. Gene Ontology annotation, molecular function: signaling receptor binding; myosin binding.
AUGCUUAAGGAUCCCUCAUCCUCCAACCACCGCUACUGCCGCCUCCGUACUGAAGAACUUUCAAGGGCACUCAAGGGCUUGUGUACACAAAGUAGCUCCCAGCUGGUGGUUGGCGUGCAAGCUUCCACACACUUGGACGCGGGCCGCUACAGCCCCGGAUCAGCUCCAUGUUCCAGCCUCGCCGACCCCCGUCCCCCAACCAGAACCCUGAACCGCCUGCCCCCUGCCAAGCUGUCCCAGCCCUCGGGGACGUCCCGUCUUCAGCAGCCCGUCCCAACUCGCCCCCCUCGGCCCUCACUGGAGCACCGGGGGCCCCAAUCCGUCCAUGGGGAGCAGGCGGAAGGAUGCGGGGCCCCUAGCCGGAGGCCCCAACCCCACCUGCAGACCCCAGGAACCAGCGCUGAGACCCAAGCUGGAUGUCAGGCCAAGGAUGUAUCCACACUGACAGAAAUCUCCUACAACUUGAACCUGCCAGAGGUGGAACUGGUGAGUCUGCUGAAGGAAGAUCUGCCUAGAUACACGCUGCGGGCGGACUGUGUGUUUGGGUACGACCACGACGACUGGCUGCACACCCCUAUCCUGCCUCCAGAGGCCAUCCUGGGACUCUCGCCGGAGCUGAUCGAAGAGACCCUUAAGUACUUCCUGCUUUGCUCAGACAGAGUGGGCCAAGUCACCAAGACAUACCAUGACAUCGACGCUGUAACCCAUCUACUGGAGGAGAAAGAACGGGACCUUGAAUUGGCAGCACGGAUCGGCCAAUCGCUACUCAAGCAGAAUCGAGAUCUGACUGCACGAAAUGAGCUAUUGGACGAGCACCUGGAGAUCGCCAAAGAAGAGAUAGCGCAGCUGCGCCACGAGCUCUCCAUGAGGGACGACCUGCUACACUUUUACGCCAGCACUGAAGAGCUGGAGGCGGCUUCGGAGGCCCGCUCAACAGUGAAGAGGGAGGAGUCGUCCACGUCGUCUCUCACUCACCUCAUCCAAUAUGACUUCCUGCAGCAGAAACUCAAGGGUCUGGAGGAUGAGAACUUCAAACUGCGCUCUGAGGCCCAGGACCUGACCUCUGAGACCACAGACUAUGAGGAGAAGGAGCAGCAGCUGAUGAUGGUGUGCGUAGAGGAGCUGUCCUCGGUGAAUAGGCAGGUGUGCGACCUGUCUGAGGAGCUUGCUCGCAAGGUGGAGGACUCGCUCCGACAGCAGGAGGAGAUCAGCUGCCUGCUGGGACAGAUAGUCGACCAGCAGCAGAGCUGCAAAAAACUCACAAAUGAGAACGAAGACCUCAACCAGCACCUGAGUGCCUCCCGUGAAUGCCAAAACACGCUCAAGUCAGAGCUUCGAGACAUGCAAGAAAAGUACAAUGAAUGUGAGGACAUGCUAAGGGAAGCCCGGGAGGACAUAAAGAACCUUCGCAAUAAGAGCCUCCCCAACAGCACGGUGAAGCGCUACAGUGCCCUGGAGACGGUGAUUCCAAUGGACUCUCUGGCUGCGGAGAUCGAAGGGACCUUUCGGAAAGGAAUUGACACUCCUGCACCAUCAGAAUACAAGAACCACCCGUGGCGCGUGUUUGAGACGGUGAAGGUGGUGAACCAGGUGGUGCGUCUGCGCUCGCAGUGCCACUCCCCGCAGGUGCCCGGCUCCAGCCCUGCGUCGGCGCGCUCCAGCCUCACCAGCACGCCCCGCACCAGUUACUACUGCAGCGACGGCGCCAGCCUGCAGUCGGACGAUAAAGCCCCACUCACGCCCCACACAGAGGAGCAGAGCUCCACCCCUGGCAAGCGUCUGAUCGGCCAGCCAGGCACGCCCGGAGGUCACGACCUGGAGGUGGCCCUGCGCAGCCUGUCGGCACGGCAGGAGAGCCACGCGUCGGAGCGGCCCUUCUUUGAAGUGGAGCGGGAACGGAAGCUGCGGAAGCUGGUCCAUCAGGGCGGCGAGGCCGAGGGCGAGGGCGAAGGCGGGGAGUGCAGUGCAUCCAGCGGCUUCCUCACGCCCUCCUCCUCCACGGGCACCAACUACUCGGGCAGCUCGCGCCACUCCGCCGGCUCGGGCCUGUCCACCUCCUCGCGCUCCUGCCUGCCCGACCGCCUGCAGAUCGUCAAGCCACUGGAGGGUUCUGUCACUCUGCACCACUGGCAGCAGCUGGCCAAGCCCAACCUCGGGGGCAUCCUGCACCCACGGCCAGGCGUCCUGACCAAAGACUUCCACCAGCUGGAGGUGGACCUGCAGCACGUGUACAGCCUCAACGACCUGGAGGAGGACGAGGACGACUCUGCUCUGGCCAGGCUCUCCUCCAGCCAACACAGCAAUAUGGUCCCUCCAUCCGGCCCCAACUUCCCUCAGACCUCUCCCUCCUUCACUGUCACCAACAGUCGGAUCCUACAUCACCCUUCCUUACUCGUCCCCACCCUCACUGCCAGCCUUUCCGCUCUCAGCCUGUCCGCUUGUGGGAGCUGUCAGCAUGUGACGCACCCUCCGCCCUGCUCCCUCGUCCACCCCGCACUCGCCAGCUCUCCCCUCCGCCUCAGUAGCAGUACCCCUCCUCUGGGUCUGGUCAGCCUCCUCCAGAAACAAGGGAUUUCGGCCAGGACGGACCGGCAAACCGGCCCCGGCCCGUUGCCAGCCCCCUCCGUUCCUCUCACCGGGAAAGUAGCGUGGAACUCCUCGGCCGGUGGGGCAGACGGGGGAGCGUGCGUAGCGGACUCUGGAACUGGGAAUGCGUUCAGCUUCAACCUGGUGGAGAAGCUCCUGAGGCUGGGUCUCCACAGGGUGGCGGCGCGAGGGGUGGCGGACUCGAGUGCGUGGAAGAGCGACUGGCCCUGGGCGGACUGUCUGAGAGCUUUUGACCCCCGAUCAUGACGUCCUUUUUUUAAAGUUCAACCAAAAAGGCCCAGGGUCAUCCGACGAGCCUUCUUCCGUGGGGAAUAAUCACAGAGCCAUAAUGACUGUUGCUGUAGUGAAUUCACACAUUUUUUUCUGAUCUUGAUUUUUGUCUACAAACACUGUACAGUAGAUUAGAUGGUGUUGAGUGCCAUUGUAUGAUCAAGGCGUUGACAUCUCUGACGACAGAUCUAUCUGGCUUUUUGGGCCACUAUGUUGUCACGGUCGUCUUUUGUUUAAUCAAAAACUAUAGAUGAAUAAUGUAUGCUUUUUUUACCAUUUUAUUUCAGGUGUCGUUUGACACUAUGAAAGGGAAUAGCACUUUUCUGUCUGCAUUUAGAGGACCACUAAGUGUGUUAAACAUGGUCAUCAAAUGUAGACAAUCUGUUCGCUGGAUCCACAUGCUUUCGUUGUCUCCUACUGUGUGCUGGGUCUUACAUAUUGUGUCAUCAUGAAAAACAAACUGUUCUUCACAAUAACAGUAUAAAGAGGUGCUACCAUAUCUAUAUUUGUUUAGAUGGCGGUUUUGUUCUCUCCAUUAUGUAGUUCAUGUUGUUUGAACAAGGUACUCCCAUUUUGCACUGGAACACAAUGUAUUGUCCUUCACUUUAGGCACAGAAAUGAGCAGGGAAAUGGUUGCGGCAAGUCAUUUAAACUCACCAUCUCCUUCUUAGCGGUACAGGGAUGAGACACAAAAGGACUCAAUUCAAUGCUGAUGAUGUAUUUGAACUGCUGUAUAUAGAGCUGCAAGGCUUGUGAUUUGAGUGCUUUCACAUACGUGCACAGUAACUGAAUGAUGAACACCGCACACGCUGCUCUCCCUGUAGCACCGCUAACUCCAGACUGGGAUGAGUCCCACCCUGAUUCGUCGUUAUCCUGAGACAUACUCCUGCACGACCUGACACUGGACCCCACCCUAGUGUCCUUUGAUGCUAGUAUUCACAGAACGCACGGAAAGCCAUGUUAUGACGUGUAUUACACACACACACACACUCUCCAGUCAGCUCUCACCAAAUACACAACACUGAAAUGCAUGGGAUCACAUGUCUGGUGUCAGGAUAUCAGCUGUGGAAAUAGGACCCCAUGAAGACUGACCAGAGGUGCAAUGGACUGGGGGUACAUACUGGGGGCCCGGUGAUGGAAAGGGGACCAGGCGGUGUACAGUUAUGACAUUUUGACUGUAGAAGUCAGGGAACCCACAAUUUGCAGCUACACCCCUACACUGACUGUCCCCACACACUCGAGGUACACCUCAAGAUGUGGACUACUGACUUCACCUGCUCCUCCAAAGCUUUUUCCUGACUGAUCAGGGUCAAUCUGUACUAUGUAGCUCUCAGUGUGAAUGAUACCAGUCCUCUGGUGUGGUCAUUCCACACACGGUUCGGAGCUGAAGACACAUCAGAAUUGAGUGGACUAGGACAUUUACAGUCAUUAGCAGUGCAUGCUUUUUUUUUCUUUUUUUUUUAAAGACUGUCAUUGUGAAACAAUCAGUAGUUUAAAAGGACAUAGGAUUUGCUGAUCGUAAAAAGGGAAAUCAUUGACCAUGAAUUGCAUUGUCUUCUGUGUGAGCAGAAAUGAACAUCCAUACAGCUGUGUGACAUGUAGAAGCCUACUGAACGCGGCUACUGAAAUGGUCUUGUGUGUUCUGUAUUCAGUGUUACCCAACUGUAUCUGAGUGUUAAAGGUGUGCACUAUGUAUAAAUCAUAUUCCAUGUGAAUAAAUGCUCAACCACAGAA